Morchella sextelata is the source of this 1848-nucleotide messenger RNA. RefSeq lists its product as uncharacterized. The record is from RefSeq and is a predicted model, not a curated record. The transcript is spliced from 2 exons. The coding region runs from base 1 to 1848 and encodes 615 amino acids. Lineage: Eukaryota; Fungi; Ascomycota; Pezizomycetes; Pezizales; Morchellaceae.
AUGUCGCUCCCACACACUCGUUCACGGUCGCCGUCGCCGUCGCCGGCCGCUUCAACUAUCCUGCCAGCCGACGACACGAUUGCGACACCGCUUUCGCCGGCUGCGAGAGCUGAUACUGCCCCGCUGCUGUAUCAGAAGGUGAUCCGAUGGAUUAAAGGUCCUGUCCCGCCCCGGGAUACAACGCUCAAACCGUGGUUUCCAGAGUACCAGGAGAUUCCGGCGAAGCUUCUGCGGCGUGGGCCGUUCAAGCAGAGGAGUUGGAGGGCGGCGCUGUUGGGUCUGUUUUGGUUUGUGUGGUUGACGACGUUUGUUGCUGUUGUGCACAAUUCGAGGUUCCGCAGCAGGGUUGAUGGGGUGACGCCGUAUAUGGCGAGUUGCGCGGAUACGAUGUGGGCAAAGAACAAUGGAUGCGGCCUUGACGGUGCUUCCUGUGGCCCUUUCCAGAACUAUACACAACCAUUCCGCUGCCCGGCCCAGUGUGCCAGGACACAUGUACUCAACCCGCGGGUCGUCGGAGACCAGGUAAUCAUCUACGACACGUUUGUGAUCGGCGGGCCCGUCAACAACGUGAGCAUCUCUGAUCAGGGAGCAGAGGAUAUCGAUUCUGUAUAUCGCUCCGACUCCUUCAUCUGCUCCGCGGCAAUCCACGCAGGUGUCAUCUCAGACAAAUACGGCGGCUGCGGUGUCUACUCCAUGGUGGGAGAAAACCACUAUUUCCCCAGUGUCAGGAAGCACGGCAUCUCCUCGAUCGGCUUCGAUUCGGUGUUCCCGUCUUCGUUCACGUUUCUCAAGGGCGUGUCUACUUCGCACUGCACUGAUCUGCGCUGGCAUCUUCUUGCAGUAUCGUUGGUGUUCACCGUACUACUCUCUUUGACAACUACUACACCAGUGAUAUUAUUUCCCUCGGUGUUCUGCGCCCUCUUUUUCCACGUCGCUCUAGGCUCGGACCCAGAAGCCUACUCAAACCCCUACGAGCUGGUCUCGCUCGCACUAUCCCGCUUCCUCCCCGCCUGUUUCGUUGCCUAUGUUCUCUUCAAGCACGUAAUCUCCUACACGCUCGCGCUCCCCUCCUCCGCCAACAUCGAAAAGACCAUCCUCUGGCUCGGCCCCCUCUGGGUCGGCGCCCUCAACAACAUCACAAUCGACCCCCUCAUCCCCAUCACGCGCCUCACCUCCCGCGACAUCCAGCAGCAACCCGGCGCCAUCUCAGCCCUCGUCAUCGUCUGCUCAAUCAUCACCCUCAUCGUCCUCUACCACGCCCACGCCCUGCGCCUCGAGGGCCGCCUCCCCCGCUACCUCGCCCUCUACGCCGCCAUCGGCAUCGUCCUCGGCUUCCUCGCCGCCAUCCCGGGCUCCUCGCUGCGCAUUCACCACUACAUCAUCGGCAUCACCCUCCUGCCGGGCACAAAGAUGCGCACGCGCGUCUCGCUCAUCUGCUCCGGCCUGCUGAUCGGCCUCUUCAUCAACGGCGUGGCGCGGUGGGGGUUCGCGGGGAUCAUUGAGACGCCCGAGUCGCUGCGCGGCGACGGGCUCUACUUCUCGACGCUGCCGGUCCUGGUGGCGCCGCAGGUGGGGGCGGCGAAUGCGACAUUUGCGUGGGAGGCGGGGAAGCUGCGCGGGUGGGAGGAGGGCGUGAGUGUGCUGAUUAACGAUGUGGAGAGGUUUAGGGUGCCCGGGUUGACGGGUGAGGCGACGUGGGAGAGGACUAGGUAUGGGGCGGAGGAGGAGUGGGAGAAGCUGUAUGUUCGGGUGGGGUAUUAUGGAGGUGGGGAGGCGGGCGAUUAUACGUUGGCGGGGGUGCUGGAGGGGAAUGGGACGUGGGUGCAGCCGGGGGUUGGCAGGUCGUAG